Adineta steineri is the source of this 678-nucleotide messenger RNA. The record is from the annotation of a GenBank genome assembly. NCBI's taxonomy places the organism in Eukaryota, Metazoa, Rotifera, Eurotatoria, Adinetida, Adinetidae.
AUGCAAAGCGUAUUUGGUGCAAUAUUCAGCAACUAUGAUCAUACCAACGAAGAGUUUUGUAAAGAAUUUGUAAAAGAGUUGCGUAAGAGCACAACAAUACCAAUUUGGGUUGACUAUGAAAAUGUUGACCCGUCUGAUGAUAUGUGGAAAUACGUAUCUCCAAAUAUUAUAUCGGCAACAGUGAUUAUUAUCUUGGUAUCAACAGCCUAUGGUGAAAGUACUGAUAAAUUUCAAGAAUUAUCUUACAUAAUUUCUACUAAUAAAUCAAGAGAUGAAAAGAAAGGCUUAAUCCUAGUCGCAACUGAACCUAAUUUCAGUUUCAACCGAUCUUGGAUGAAAGAUCUGUUGCAUGACAAGACUAUGGUUCCCUAUGAAAAUAAUAUUGGUCAUAUGGUUUGGAAUUUAUGUGAACAGAUUGGUGUGUUGAAGAAACCGCGAAUUAAAUGUCUAAAUUGGCUACUCAAAAAUGUACGAAGAAAAACAGCUCAAUCUGAUGAUUUUUCAGCCAAAACUUUGAAAUUGAUUCCAGAAAAUGAUAAAGUCUAUUAUCAAAAGGAAUCUUCACAAGUGGACGAUAGUACCGAUAUUUUACUUCCAUCAAAAACACAUAGUUCACAGUCCAUUGUUACUGGACUAAGGACGCAAACCGGAUCCGUUAGUGGUUCAACCUGGGUAUGA